GAUUACAGGCGUGAGCCACUGCGCUCAGCCGGGCCAGAUACUCUUUUAAGUACCUUGCAUGAAUGAGUUCACUAGGUGCUUACAGCACUUCCGUGACACAGGUCCUGUGAUUAUUCCUAAGUUGUAUCCAAGGAAAUGGGGAGAAGAGAUGUUUAAUGUCUUGUUCAAGAUCAAACCUGGGCAGCCUGGCUCCAGCACUUGGGCUCUGAACUCCAAUGCUGUACGUGAUCUGUUGCUAGCAGGGACUUCUUUUGAAAAUACAGAGGCCCAGAAACCUUAAGUGAUUUUCCCAAGGCCACUGGGUGGACAUGGACUUGGAAUCCUAACCCAUGUGACUGCUGUGUUCUCUCCACUAUGCUAUGGGCCAGUGAAUGUUGUGAUGUGGCUUUAUUCUGCUUAUUGACUGGAUGUGAUCAAAACUGUCAACGUCCAGGUAGAAGACUGAAUCUGAUGAUUUACAAUUUGUACAGAACUCUUCAGUCUUGUUGGCUUUCUUGUCAGUCUCAGCAACAACCUUCUGUCUUCGAGCUACAUGUGAAAAAUGUUCCUUCUCCUACUUGUUGAUUAAUAUUCCUUGAAAAAAUGUAUUUCCAUAUAUAUAGCCUAAAGAGGAAUGUCAGCAGUUAGACAUACUAAUCAGAAGAAGGCUUUGUGUUUUAGUAAAGGUUAAUUAAGAGCCAUUGAAUUUUUUUCCUUAAAACAUAAAGGUAAAAUAAUGUAAUUAGCUAUUUUUUUCCCUCUCUCUCCCCAGAGGGCAGAUGUAAAUGUUCUACCAAAAUGAAGCUAUUUAUUUAAAUCCAUCCAGAUUUCUUCUGAAGUUUCAUACAUCUUUCCUCUGCUAUAUCAGCUUAUAGCUACAAUAAUUUAAUAAGUUUUUCCUAGGGUGAAAUUGGAUGCCCUUUAUCGAUCUUACACUGAGGGGGCAUUCAAUUACUUAAUCUAAAGUGGUAUUUCUGGGUCUCUCAAUUACAAUUUUGUUAUAAAUGGCUUGCUAAUGAUGCUUGGGUGCAUAGGUUAAUAGGGGGUGUCCAAGCAAGGGCUGGGUAAUUGAACACUUUCUAUUUUGGGACCCGUUAUCUGAUUUCUCUCCUGGUGCCAGGUUCCCACAGUGAUGGUCUGCAUCCAUCAGGCUCAGAAUUGAGCCCAGGUGGGAAGUAAUCUCACUGAAAUGUACACCUGAAUCCUUUGGUUUAAUACAUGAACGGAAGCGCCAAGGGCCCCAUCUUGUCUGAGUCGACCGGCACCAAACGUGGACAUUCCAGACAGGUGAAGUGCAGGGGCAUACAUGACUCCUUUCUGAAGGAGGAACCACUUGAGUGUUAGGUUUCUGAAUGACUGUGCUUGGGAUAAUUUGUGGCCUAUGGAAAAGGCCAGAUAAGGAACAUAACAGCAAUCCAUUUUCCUUUCAAUACCACCCCAUUACUUGGAUUUUUCUUCCCUGAGUUAUGCUCUUUAAUAAUUAUACAUAGUAUGAAAAUUCUUUUGAGGUCAGGCAUGGUGCCUCAUGCCUGUAAUCCCAGCACUUUGGGAGGCCAAGGCGGGCUGGAUCACUUGAGGCGAGGAGUUCGAGACUAGCCUGGCCAAUGUGGUAAACUCCGUCUCUACUAAAAUGCAAAAAUUAGCCAGGCGCGGUGGUGUGUGCCUGUAAUCUCAGUACAUCGGAAGCUGAGACAGGAGAAUCGCUUGAACCUGGGAGGCAGAGGUUGAAGUGAGCCAAGAUCGUGCCACUACACUCCAGCCUGGGCCACAGAGUGAGACUCCAUCUCAAAAAAAAAAAAAAAAAAGAAUAUAUAGUGUGCCUCCCUUUUUGCACUUGAGCAAAUCCCACCCCUGACUUUGGCCUUCAAGACUUUACAGAGCCUGGUCCCUGCCUCCUCUCCCAUUGGGUUUCCACCCCCACUACUGGCCUACGCUGCCAGUAGCCCUCAUGGGUUGGGACUCCCCACAGCAUCUCUCUACAGGGCCUUUGCUUCCCCUGGUCUCCAUGUGACUGGCUUCCUUCUUGUCAUUCAGGUUUCUCCUCCAAUGUCCCUGUGAAAUCAGGUCUUCCCUGUCACCCUGUGUAUCAUACCUCCCACUCCUCUAAGGCAGUGACUCUAACCCAGGGGUGAUUAUGCACCCCAGGGGACAUUGACAAUGCCUGGAGACGUUUUUAGUUGUGACAUCUCAGGGGAACGGGUGCUAUGGCAUCCAGUGGUAGAGGCCAGGGUGCUGCUAAGCAUCCUACGCAGGACAGCCCUGACAACAAAGAAUGGGCCAUCCUAGGAUGGCACAAAGAAUUCCAAAACCCUGUUCCAAUGGUUUUAUUGUUCUCUCCCCUUUUUCUUUAUUCUUUUCUGCAUAGCCUUUAUCUAGCAGCAUCUGGGAUUAUCUUAUUCAUUUGGGACUUCUUAUAGCCUGUGCCCUGCAACCCCUACCCCUGGUGGGACAGAAGCUCCACUUGGGAACAGAACUCCUCUCUGGGUCAGCCCUGCACCACUCGCACCCGUCAGGGGAGGGCUCGUCUGGAAGCCGCCGGGCUCUAGGGCCUUCACUUACAAGGGAUUCACCUGGCCUUCAGAUUGCUUGUCCAUCUUACUGCAUGUUUGACAUACUAUACAGUGGCUAUCGAUUUUGGUAAAAACUUGUAAAUGUGAGGUAGUUUUAUGUUUUUUCUCAGAGAGGACCCCCCUUCCCACCCCAGCCCAGGGGUGUUUUCCAACACCAGCAAAUCCUCCAACUCCAGAACCUAACUGAUUAUCCUACCAUUCAAUUCAAGUCUGCCCCUACCAGAGGCAGACUCUACAGGUUUGAGGGCUUGGUCCCACCAGACUGCUCCACUUCAGAUGCCAGUCCCAAGUACUGGGUCCCCAGGUUACCCAUGCUUCUGUCCAAAUUGGCUACAAAGGCAAGAGAGUCCCACAACCUCCUCAGGUUCAGUAAUUCUCUAGAAUGACUCACAGAACUCAGGAGAGUGCUUGGCUCAUCAUCAGUCUAUUAUAGGAUACAAUGCAGAAACAGCCAGCAGAUGAGACGCAUGGGGUGAGGUAUGUUGGAGGAAGGUGUGUAGAGCUUCCAUGCCCUCUCCCUCCAUUCCACCUUCCCAGCACCUCAAAGGGUCCACCAACCUGGAAGCUGCCUGAGCCCAGUGGUUUAGGGGUUUUGAUGGCAGUUUCAUUACAAAGGCAUGAUUGGUUAAAUCAUUGGCCACUGGUGAUUGACUUCAUCUGCAGCCCUUCUUCCCGACCUGGAGUUUGGGGGGUUUGCUGAAAGCUGCUAACUGAGGCUUGGUCUUUCUGGUGACCAGCCCUCAGCCUGGAGCUAUCCUGGCCCGCAAAGGGUCACCGCAUCAGGAUACACUCAGAUAUGGCUGAAAGGGGCUUGUCAUGAAUGACGACAGGUGCUUCUCUCACCCCAUCACUCAGAAAAAUUCCAAGGAUUUUAGCACCAGUGUACCAGUACCCAAGGAUAGAGACCAAAUACUCAUCUCUUUAUUUCCACAUCACAUCCCUCAUCUUGUAUUGGCUUUUGGCUGGCCUCCCCCUAACUGGACAUGUGCAACACUCAGCUGUUCUUCAAAAGAUAUUUGUUGAACAGAUGAAUGAACGAAUGAAAGAAUGCUAGGAGCUGAGAAAACACUGUAUCUGAGUGUUUUGCUAAGGUUCUUGCAGCCUCUCAAAUUGCCUCCUCAGUUCUUUCUGUUUAGGAAGCAGGACUUGCAGAGGCUGGGCUGGUUGGAGGGGGCGGCUGCCCGGCAGACAUGCUCUGUGGACCCGGUCCGGGCACCCCAUCUUCCCUCCUCUCUGUUGAGACUGUCAGCUGCUCAUGUUUUCGCUUUGCUUGAAAUGAGCUUCCCCUGCCCUUGUUUAGGAAUGUUUUGCCCAUUCGUUUGGGUCCAGAUUAUGUACAUUCCUGUCUUGGAGCUUCAAAGUCCGUGUUUUGUUUGCUUUUUAAAGAAUCUAAUUCGAUCUUCUGCAGCAGAAAGACAGGAGGGUGUGAAUUCCCUCCCUGCUGAGCUGCUGGUUGGAGUCUCAUUUUAACCCCGGCUUGGCCCUGUCUUGGACAUGUGAAAAAAUGUUUUCUUGGCCUUAAUGAUGGAGUUUCCAAGUAGGGGAUCUUGCCCUUUUGUUUCUUUAGUUUGGAAGAAUUGUUUGUAGCAAGCGAUGGGUCAGGGGUGGUUGAGCAAGUUUGAAGCAGAGGUUGAGUCUUGAGGUUUCUGACAUGUCCUUUCAGCUGCCCUCAUGUCCCUCCAGCUGCCCUCAGGGAUAAGAGAUGGGGGUAGGGCCUGAGAUGUCCGGCCUGGCUUCCCAGAACUGGCCCCUUCUGCAUCCCCGCCCCGGCGCCUCUGCAGGACUCAGGUCUCAGCCUCUACUGACCAGCCUUUCUCAAACUGGCUCCUUGAUACCCUAGUGAGAUUCCUUGGCCAAUUAUGUACUUACAACUUUGUGUAUUAUAUUCCUCUCUUGUGGAUUCACAGGGCUUAUUAGCAUAUCAAAGGCCCUGAAAAGUUCGGCUGUAAAGAAUUCUGUGUAAUUUUGUCCAUUCCACAUUUUCUCCAAAUAAUUUAAGCAUGGAACACUCACCAACGGCAAGCGGAACAUUUUGUGGGAGGAAGACGUUUUGGGAAACACACAGCUUGGCUAUUUCUUGGCCACCAUAUUUUGAGAAAACACGAGGUUUUCAGUCCAAGGGGCAUGAACAUUUCUUCUGUUGAGUUCUGAUUGUUUAAUUCUUCAGCCAGUACAUGGAGAUCUUGAUGCGGGGUUAGUUAAUGCCGCCUCUAUGGACACAGUGAGGGUUGUUUGAGGCGUGGCGUGUGUAGAGUUGGAGAUGAAUCUACUACUCUUGGAUAAUUUUCAAUUGCUAAAGAAUAAUCAUGUGGUAUAGGAUCUUUCAUCUUUGAUCCCAUUUCAAAUGUUUUUGGCAUUCACUGACAAUGAAAAAUCAUAGUAGUAGUUGAUGAUGCUAUUGUUAUCAAUGCUCUCUACCUUUUAUGGUAUGCUAAAUAUGUGUCAGGCAUUAUUCAAACUCUUUACAUGUAGUAGCUAAUUUAGUACCUGUCAAGGUACCCUAUUUUCCUAAUUUUGCUAUUGAGGAAACCAAAGCUCAGAGAGGUUAUGUGGCUUGCUCAGGGUCACACAGCCAAUUAGUGGUGAUCUACCACUGCCAGAAACUAAGUAGGUCUCCUUUUUUGCUUAUCCAUGGCUCUUUUUAUGACAUCUACAAAGAAGUGUCAUUUGGGCAACAAUAUAUUUUAUAACCACAGGAUUCUAUUAAUGGGUUUUUAAGAAUCAUAUCUUGCUCGAGAUGAUGAAAAUGAAAAAUUAUGUCAGGGUCUGAAGCUCUGUGCCACUUGAGGGAAUACUAUACAUUGGAUUUAAUUGCUUAAUAACUUAAAGUCAAGUGGUUUUUUAAUAUGAUACAUUCUACUGAAGGAGAGACUCAUUUCAUUGUUUCUAAAUUUUCAUUAACUUUUGCUUCCUAAUCUGAUAAUAAAGGUUAACUCUAAGAAAGAGACUGCUGAUGCCAGCGAGAGGGAAAAAACACAUUUUCUCUGCCUGCUCCCAUUCUAACCAUCCUCCUUAGUAUUCUUGAGAUUUUUCAUUGACUGAAAAGCACUGAUAUUUCAAUUCAUCCCUCAAAUUUGUAGUCAUUGACUGUGCAUGAAUCUGAGAAUGAUCACAACAUCCUGGGAUUCAGAGAUCCUGUAACUGAGAUAUAUCAAGCAGAGGGAUUAGGGGACAUGUGGACCAUGCACAAUGUGAGAUGUUUGAUGUGGCGCUGGUGGUGCUGGAAUUGGGACCAUGUUCGGUGGCAGAGAUUGAGCCCCAAAGCCAACUGCAAGGACCUGAACCUCUUCCUUUAUCCUCAUGAUUUUCUAUGACUUGCUUAGAACCAGGCUGGCUUGGCUGGACUUAGAGGUGGAAAAGAGAGUGAGCAUCUGUCUCUGGUUGGAGGAUGAGCUUUGGGUUAUCGCUAUUACCACACAAUGUAAUAAAGCCUCUUGUCUUUUUGUGUAGGAAAUCUGGCAUUUUUUAAAGUUUGCGCCCCACAAAGAGGAAAUAUUCCAAAGGUACUCAGGAUGUAAAAGUGGAGAUCUUCACAGAUGCCUCCGUGGAUGGCAUGGCAAUCCAUCCAUCAGUGAAAAGACCAUGAUUUCUUUUAAUUUUUUGUGUGUUUCCAUAUUCCCCAGUGAGAAUUCUUCCACCUUUUUUUGUGCCAUGGGAAAAACCUGAAGGGCAGGCAGAGCUGCUCCCGAACUAGUGACCUUCUCCAAGGUUGCAGAGGCUCUUGUAGAACAUGACUCUGGGACAUCACUUCCUUUUGUUUUCUUUCGGAGCUGAACCAAAGAAUGUGCGUCCUCUUUCUCUAGUGCUGUGGUGUGUGCUUAUUUUUGUAUUUGUGCUUUCCAUCCAUCUUAUGUAAUCACAAGGCAUCCUUAAGGUUUUCCGGCACAAUUUGUGGACAUCCAGACUCCUGGGGGGACCACCACCCAUGGCUCGGUAAGCCCAGGGCACUGGCACUACCAUGAGGCACUGCAUUAAUUGCUGCAUACAGCUGUUACCCGACGGUGCACACAAGCACCAGGUCAACUGCCGAGGGGGCCCCCACCACGGUCACCAGGCGUGCCCCACGUGCAAAGGAGAAAACAAAAUUCUGUUUCGUGUGGACAGUAAGCAGAUGAACUUGCUUGCUGUUCUCGAAGUGAGGACUGAAGGGAACGAGAACUGGGGUGGGUUUAUGUGCUUCAAGAAGGGGAAGCGAUGUAGCCUCGUUUUUGGACUGAUAAUAAUGACCUUGGUAAUGGCUUCUUACAUCCUUUCUGGGGCCCACCAAGAGCUUCUGAUCUCAUCACCUUUCCAUUACGGAGGCUUCCCCAGCAACCCCAGCUUGAUGGACAGCGAAAACCCAAGCGACACAAAAGAACAUCAUCAUCAAUCCUCUGUAAAUAACAUUUCAUACGUGAAGGACUAUCCAAGCAUUAAAUUAAUUAUCAACAGCAUCACAGCUAGGAUUGAGUUCACGACCAGACAACUCCCAGACUUAGAAGACCUUAAGAAGCAGGAGUUGCAUAUGUUUUCAGUCAUCCCCAAUAAAUUCCUUCCAAACAGUAAGAGCCCCUGUUGGUACGAGGAGUUCUCGGGGCGGAACACCACAGACCCGUACCUCACCAACUCCUACGUGCUCUACUCCAAGCGCUUCCGCUCCACCUUCGACGCGCUGCGCAAGGCCUUCUGGGGCCACCUGGCGCACGCGCACGGGAAGCACUUCCGCUUGCGCUGCCUGCCGCACUUCUACAUCAUAGGGCAGCCUAAGUGCGGGACCACAGACCUCUAUGACCGCCUGCGGCUGCACCCUGAGGUCAAGUUCUCCGCCAUCAAGGAGCCACACUGGUGGACCCGGAAGCGGUUUGGAAUUGUCCGCCUAAGAGAUGGGCUGCGAGACCGCUAUCCUGUGGAAGAUUAUCUGGACCUCUUUGACCUGGCCGCACACCAGAUCCAUCAAGGACUGCAGGCCAGCUCUGCAAAGGAGCAGAGCAAGAUGAAUACAAUCAUUAUCGGGGAGGCCAGUGCUUCCACUAUGUGGGAUAACAAUGCCUGGACGUUCUUUUACGACAACAGCACAGAUGGCGAGCCACCGUUUCUGACCCAGGACUUCAUCCAUGCCUUUCAGCCGAAUGCCAAACUGAUUGUCAUGCUCAGGGACCCUGUGGAGAGGUUGUACUCAGACUAUCUCUACUUUGCAAGUUCGAAUAAAUCCGCAGACGACUUCCAUGAGAAAGUGACAGAAGCUCUGCAGCUGUUUGAAAAUUGCAUGCUUGAUUAUUCACUGCGCGCCUGCGUCUACAACAACACCCUCAACAACGCCAUGCCUGUGAGGCUCCAGGUCGGGCUCUAUGCUGUGUACCUUCUGGACUGGCUCAGUGUUUUUGACAAGCAACAGUUUCUCAUUCUUCGCCUGGAAGAUCAUGCAUCCAACGUCAAGUACACCAUGCACAAGGUCUUCCAGUUUCUGAACCUAGGGCCCUUAAGUGAGAAGCAGGAGGCUUUGAUGACCAAGAGCCCCGCCUCCAAUGCACGGCGUCCCGAGGACCGGAACCUGGGGCCCAUGUGGCCCAUCACACAGAAGAUUCUGCGGGAUUUCUACAGGCCUUUCAACGCUAGGCUAGCGCAGGUCCUUGCUGAUGAGGCGUUUGCGUGGAAGACGACGUGAGAGCUGAACUGUUGCUGCACGUGCUGGGCCCGCCAAUGCCGUCAUCACCAGGAUUUUACAAAUCUCUUUGCAGGGAACUGUUUCACUCAUGGUAUGGAAAACCCCAGGACUCCGCCUCUCUAGGCACACAUGAAUUAUAACCAUUUUGGAAUUUCUUUUGUGAUGUUCAAGAGCUCAGCAAUGGACCCCUCACAGAGCUCCUGUCUGAGGCCAGUGGAGACCCCAUUUCUCAAGAAUUCAGCUCUGCUCCGAGCGUCCUGGAGCUUGGGGAUGCAGCCAGCUGACCCUGCACUGGGUGUGGAGAGAACACCUAGGGAAGGCAGCCCAGCGCUGCCCGCCUCCGCCUUCUGGCGAGCCUCAGUCUGGGUUCUGAGUCAGCACGCCAGAGGUCAUGCCACAGGGCUGGCUGGAACUUACACUUCACGUUCCCUUUUUUCCCUCUAGAGAUGGGGUCUCGCUGUGUUGCGCAGACUGUCUGUAUUCAAUGGCUAUCUUCACAGGUGUGAUCAUAUCACAUUCACUUCUGAAACGCUUGUUGGGAUCGCUAAGCUCACUGGGACAGAGAACCGCAGUCUUUCGAGAAUGGAGGCUCUUCAUUUUUUUUUCUCCUUUACUCCAAAGUCAGCCCUCUAGUUUCUUCAGAUGUAAACCCUGUUAACGUCACUGUUUCCAAAAGGAAAAAAAUCAGUCAGUUUUUGGCAGCACCUUCAUCUCUCUGACCUCCUCCUAUUCUGUCCUUGUGGACUUUACUUACGUUUAACCUAGAAAAUGAAUACAUUGAAAACAAAACCACUUUCUGCAUUUAACCAGUCCUGGCUCGCUCUCUCUGCUGCCUCUUUAUAUGUCAAGAAAUUCAGUUUAUAAUUGGAAGGGAAAAUUUUGCUGUUAAUGCCAGAAUGAGCAACCUGAAGGAAUUGAACACUUCAUGGAAAAUGUAGGUAAUUCAAGCCCUCAUCAGGUUUACAAGAUCAUCAGAGAAACAGAGGAUUUUAAUUUUUAGUUCUGGCCGGCUACAGGCUCCAUUUCUCCGCCUUCCCAUUGGAAAAUGUUUAUUUCCACAUUCUCCACUACUUGUGGUCAAAGUUCCUCGCCCAGCAAGGGACUAUAGAUACCCAUGUCCCAAUUCCGAAACACAAUGCAUAAGCUGAACUUGGGCUGAACGUGGCGUGUUGAGAUUUGGGAUGAGGUUUCUAAGAGUCGUGUUCUUCAUGGAAUUUUCCAGGCUACUUGGCAGCUUGGUUUACCGAUGGAUGGGCAAGAGAUCUUGUCAUUUCUUGGCAGUCACGGGCAAGAUUGAAGAGAAGACUUGAGCAUCCUUGGCAACAGCCCAGGUGGGACCUGGAUGAAGCUUUGCACUCAAGUGUUGUCAAGGGAAGCUUCCUGUGAACCAAAGUUCUCAGGCCAAGGUCUCGUCCACCAAAGCCAGAAAGUGCAAGCACCCGUCUACCCAGCUCUAACUUGCAUGUGUGAGACAGACCGGGCUUUAGGGGUAGGAGGAUCUGCAAUCGCUCAGCCAUCCCCUGGUGCUGUUGUCUUUCUGCCAUCAGGGAAGGGACACACAGCCCAUUUGAAGGUGUGCAGAGGGCUCUGAGCACCAGGAUGGCCGGGAGCUAUUCCUGCUACUGAAGGAGCUGUGUGUCCCGAACUCCCACUUGCAGGGACAGUCCCCACCUUCUCUAUAGCCGGCACUGGGAGCAGCCGCCAGCAGGGAAAUCUGGUCUGAGCACAAGGAUGCUUUAGGGAGAGAUCCCUUCAGUGUGUGUGUGUAUUUAUUUGCUGUACAGUGUGUGUGUGUGUGUGUGUGUGUGUGUGUGUGUGUGUACUCGCACGUGUGGGUGAGUGCGUCUUCUGAGUGAGUUCUGUUCAGUUCCAGUUGCUAAUGAGGCUCCUCCGCUCUGGACACAACCCUUUUAUAGAUUAAUUUCUCUGCCAAUUAACUUGUCAUUUUCAGUACAUAUUUUACUAUUCCACACCAACCAUAAUUAUAACAAGGGAUUUUUCUUAUGCACUCCUAUGCAUGUGAAUAACAUGUGGUGUAAUUCUGCUUCUUACAGAAGUAUUACUGAAGGUAUUAUUUCCAAUAUUAUUUGGUUUAUUAUGCGGAUCUUUUUUAUAUAUGCAGUCCCAUCCCUUCUGUGCCAAUCAAUGCCAUCCAGACAUGGUUUUUCCCUCCAGGGGCCUUUCUCCAGAGGGCACUUCUGCUGCCUCUGCUUCCUCUCGUUCGAGGCCCGGCUCUUGCUGACAGGAUAGGUUCCGUUCUGGGCGGUGGUUCUCGAGCCUGCCAUUCAAAACCAAAGUGAAUUAGAGCAUUUCUCAUAACAUGGUAUUGAAGUUCCUUUUUGUUCUCAAAAGCUGUGUACCAGACUGUGUUAAAUUGUACUCCCUUAGUCCUGUAAAGUAUGUUCAGUAAAUCGCAGUUACACUGUACUUUUAUUAAUAUUUAACAUAAUUAAAGAUGGACCCAUGUGAGUGA
Macaca mulatta (Rhesus monkey) is the source of this 10666-nucleotide messenger RNA. The record is from RefSeq and is a predicted model, not a curated record. Lineage: Eukaryota; Metazoa; Chordata; Mammalia; Primates; Cercopithecidae.